Meyerozyma guilliermondii ATCC 6260 is the source of this 519-nucleotide messenger RNA. RefSeq names its product L-methionine (R)-S-oxide reductase. Gene Ontology annotation, cellular component: cytosol. Gene Ontology annotation, molecular function: L-methionine (R)-S-oxide reductase activity; protein binding. The transcript has a single exon. NCBI's taxonomy places the organism in Eukaryota, Fungi, Ascomycota, Pichiomycetes, Serinales, Debaryomycetaceae. Bases 1 to 519 code for a protein of 172 amino acids. The record is from RefSeq and is a predicted model, not a curated record.
AUGGCACACGCAGACUACUCCAAUUACAAGGGGGACGAAACAAAGGAAGAAACCCUACAAUCAGUAGUAGACUCAUACGAAGCUUUGUCCUCUGAUACCCAAAACUGGGUUGCAAAUCUCGCCAACUGCUCGUCGCUAAUUUGGCAUGCUUACCAUUCGCUCAAUAUUCCAGUGAACUGGGCCGGGUUCUACGUUAUCAAUCCUGAAAAACAGAACGAGCUCAUAUUGGGGCCCUUUCAGGGAAAAGUUGCAUGUCAAACCAUUGAGUUUGGAAAAGGUGUUUGCGGAAAUGCUGCAAGUUCCAAAAACACACAAUUGGUUAAAAAUGUCAACGAAUACCCAGGACACAUAGCUUGCGAUGGAGACACCCAGAGCGAGAUAGUAGUCCCCAUAGUAUACGAAAACAAGGUGGUGGGAGUGCUAGACAUCGAUUGUCUCGACCUCAAUGGCUUUGACAAAGUGGACCAAAAGUAUUUGGAGAGAUUGGUGGAGAUGAUUUCCAGCAGCUGCAAGUGGUGA